This is a messenger RNA of Raphanus sativus (radish), 1792 nucleotides long. Its product is annotated as SUPPRESSOR OF GAMMA RESPONSE 1. The record is from RefSeq and is a predicted model, not a curated record. Gene Ontology annotation, biological process: regulation of DNA-templated transcription. Lineage: Eukaryota; Viridiplantae; Streptophyta; Magnoliopsida; Brassicales; Brassicaceae. Gene Ontology annotation, cellular component: nucleus. Bases 180 to 1589 code for a protein of 469 amino acids. The transcript has 6 exons. Gene Ontology annotation, molecular function: DNA-binding transcription factor activity; transcription cis-regulatory region binding.
AUUGUUUCCCUCUUCGCAAACAAAAAAAAGAAAAGAAAAAGCAAACAGUAUUAAACCGGAGUCGAGAUAUCGAUAUUCGAGGAAACUUCAAAGUGGGACACAAAUAUCAAACUUCAAACUUCCCAAGAGAUUUGUCUAGGGUUCUUCUUCUCUGCUUUUCUCAUCAUCGAGCUUCACUCAUGGCUGGACGAUCGUGGCUGGUUGAUAGUAACCGCAUUGCAACCAAAAUCAAGAGUGCAUCUGGUCAGCAUGACCCUCACCAAGUGGUGUGGAACAGCAAUCCUACAAAACACUGUCCCAACUGUCAUCACGUCAUCGACAACAACGAUGAAGUUGAUGACUGGCCAGGCUUGCCACGAGGUGUCAAAUUCGAUCCUUCUGAUCCAGAGAUCAUCUGGCAUUUGCUUGCAAAAUCUGGUUUGUUGGGUUUAAGCUCCCACCCUUUCAUCGAUGAGUUCAUCCCAACCGUCAAUCAAGAUGAUGGUAUCUGUUACACACAUCCUAAGAACUUACCAGGCGUUAAGCAAGAUGGGACUGUGUCCCACUUCUUCCACAGAGCAAUCAAAGCUUACAGCACGGGAACUCGAAAGCGUAGGAAGAUUCACGACGAUGAUUUCGGGGAUGUGCGCUGGCACAAGACUGGAAGAACUAAACCGGUUGUGUUGGACGGUGUUCAGAGAGGCUGCAAGAAGAUAAUGGUUCUCUACGGUGGGAAAGCCGUGAAAACGAACUGGGUGAUGCACCAGUACCAUUUGGGGACAGACGAAGAUGAGAAAGAUGGCGACUACGUUGUUUCCAAGAUAUUCUACCAGCAGCCACAGCAGAUACUCAAGCAAGGUGGUGGUGAUAAAGGUGAGCAGGAUGUCUCUGAUGAUAUCUUUGCUGCAACAACAACCACUCCUAAAUCGGAUCCUCUCACUCCCAAACUGUUUACACCGGAGCCUCAACAAGCUGUUCGACUUUGCUCUGAUUCUCACUUCCCAGAUGACUAUGUAGCUGCCCCUGAGGUUUCUCUUGCUGAGAUAUCAGAGGCAGUGUAUAUGGAAGAUGAGGUUCAGGGAGUUCAACGUAACCAUGAAAGAACAAGCUCAGAGGAUGAGCCUGGACCUGAGACCUGGAUUGAAAACCGAGAUAAUGAAAUAAUGGUGUAUGAUGAAGAAGAGAAAGAGAAUGGUAAGGAAGAUGGAAACGAGCAAGAAGACAGAGAGAAAGAUGAAAAUGAAAACCAAGCUGCUGCUGAGGAAGAUGGAAACGACCAAGAUCCGAAUUGGUUCGACAGUGGUGGAUCUCAGUUUAUAUUGGACUCGCAACAGCUUGUGGAACACUUGUCUCUUUGCGAUGAUCUCCUGCAGGUGGGGUCACAGGACGCAAACAAUGGAGGAGGGUCAAGGAACAAGCAGCCAUGUUUUGGUGAUUACGCACACUUGGGAGGAUCAGAAGACUUCAAAAGGGAUCUGGAGGAUUGUCAGAAACUCGUUCUUGACCCCUCCAACAUAGAUCUUGAUACUCCACCCGAGUUUCGUCUGAGCCAGCUGGAAUUUGGAUCACAGGAGAGCUUUCUCGCUUGGGGCACUGGAAAGACUGACUGACAAAACAGGACUCCCACGAGAUCCAAGACUAUGUGAACUCACUGAUAAUUUUUUGGUUGGCAAAACGGUGCCACGUUGAUGUAUGAUAUUUUCUCUAUGCGCCUCAAAUGCUUGCUUUCAAACUGUUUUUUUUUCUCGGAUUUAGAACAACUACUUUGGAACGUUUAUCAAUGAUGUCCUUAUGUAAAUUGGUGCUUUUGAGA